UUGAAAAAAAAAUGGCGAAACAACGAGCGCCCAACUUCACGCUGCAAGAAAAUAUUCUCCUCGCUCAUUUGAUGGGAGAGGACUACUCAAACUUUGGUAUGUCCAGGCAUAAACUGGACAGGCAUAGGUUUACCAGCCAAAUUUCUAGCUCUGUGAAAAAGGAAAUGUGGGGAAAUGUUGAGACCGCCUUCAAUUCCAACAGUACGGGUACUCAAAGAAAAGGCAGUGACCUAGAAAAGAAAUGGGAGAAUCUUACAUCUACCCAAAGAGAUUUACCAAGAUCAUCAGCGAAUGCUGACAUUGACUGUACUAGAAGGCCUCCCUUCAACUCCAAAUGUACCAUCCUCACCGAGGCGGUAAUGAACGUUAUCGGGAAAGAGGGAGUGGAUGUUAUGGGCAUUGAGCCCAGCAGCCUAGACACAUCUAUGCUGCAAUUGACUCAUAUGCGUGAUGAUGAUCAGCAAGAUACUGAAAACAACAUGACCACGUGCACCUCAAGUGGUGCGAUGUCCACUCCAGUUUCAGUAAAUCAGAAAAGAAGAUAUACCCCAUCAGUGUCUGAGAAUGGCUCUAGUAGCUCAGCUAUUUCUCCUCGAGACGAGCCUUCACAUUCAUGUUGCAGUCACUGCAGUCUGCAUGAGAUUAAGCGUCUGAAGAAGAGGAAGCUAGAACUUCAAAUACGGUUCUAUGAGGCCCAGUUGGUGCGAUUGGGCGAGGAGUAAAAAUAAUAAUAGAAUUAUAUUAUACAUGUUGUUGUUGUAUUUAAUCAAACAUUACUUUUAUUUUGUUUUGAAGAUAAAGAUUCACAUGAACUUCA
Dreissena polymorpha is the source of this 817-nucleotide messenger RNA. RefSeq lists its product as uncharacterized. Lineage: Eukaryota; Metazoa; Mollusca; Bivalvia; Myida; Dreissenidae. The transcript is spliced from 8 exons. The record is from RefSeq and is a predicted model, not a curated record. Bases 12 to 722 code for a protein of 236 amino acids.